Messenger RNA from Thunnus maccoyii (southern bluefin tuna), 1718 nucleotides. Its product is annotated as caspase-8-like. Bases 307 to 1482 code for a protein of 391 amino acids. Gene Ontology annotation, molecular function: cysteine-type endopeptidase activity. The transcript is spliced from 6 exons. NCBI's taxonomy places the organism in Eukaryota, Metazoa, Chordata, Actinopteri, Scombriformes, Scombridae. Gene Ontology annotation, biological process: proteolysis; regulation of apoptotic process. The record is from RefSeq and is a predicted model, not a curated record.
AAACACCACUCGAGAUAGUCUUGGCGGUAAUUGAAGUUGUUGUGGAUGUUUCCUCACUAUCAAUCCACUUCACAAGCCCUCCACUGGGUGGUGGACACGUAUCACAUACAUGCAUUUCCAUUGUCUCUCCACUACAUCUCACCAGCCCUUUUAAGUCUCGAGAAGGCGGCUUUGCAACAUGCCCUCUAAGCGUUGUUUCAUUUGAGGUGGAGUUUUGAAACGAUAGCGGCACAAGAACAGGAACUUCUUCCAAGACUCACUGUACUGACAGUAAAAUCGACAGGGAAGACUUCCUGACAAUUCAUCAUGUCAGCCAAAGACACAGUGAGACGUAAUAAAACAGCCAUUCUAGAGACUUUGUGUGGAGACCAAAAGCUGAUCCUCAACAAGGUUCAUGAGAAGAAACUUAUAACUCAGCGUGAGUACAACAACCUUAAAAACAUCAACAAAGAAGAUGUAGAGGGGCACGUCAUUGCACUUGUGGAUAAGAUCAUGGAUAAAGGAGAGGACACCUGCCGAGACUUCCUGAACCUCCUGCAAACUGAUGAGGACGUGAAGACGACUUUCCCAGACUUGAAGAACAUACAAAAGAAUGACACCUGCCUUUUACCUUUGCCUGUCCAAGCAACUCGUUCAGUUAACAGUGACGGUCCUUCACAAGAGAGCAAAAGGCGGAAGGAGGACGACCAGUAUCAGUUGAACAGCCAUCCUGUUGGCCUCUGUGUGAUCAUAAACAACGAGAAUUUCACAGAUGGCAGAGUGAGAAGAGGAACCGACAAAGAUGCUCGAAGUUUGGCAGAGGUGUUCAGCUGGCUGGGCUUCAGAGUGCUGAUGUGUAAAGAUCAAACCAGGGACCAGAUGGAUCGUGCACUGAAAGUCUUUGCCUCUCUGGACGACGCCUCUCAGCUGCAGGAGUUCAACGUAGAGGAGUGGUCUGGCAGUGGAUUCACUGGUCUUCAGGAGGCUCCUAAACAUGGCGAUGCCUUCAUCUGCUGUGUUCUGAGUCACGGAUCACUGGGUGUUGUUUCAGGGACUGAUUGCGAGCAUCUCUCCAUUAAACAAAUGACUACAACAUUCAAGGCGACAGAUCACUCAGCUCUCACUGGCAAGCCCAAAGUGUUCCUGAUCCAGGCCUGCCAGGGGAAGGAUCGACAGCCAGGAGUGUUAUCACCAGAUCUGCAGGCUGACGAUUCUGAAUCAAUGUUCAUCCCUCGGGAAGCCGAUUUUCUGGUUGCCAUUGCCACUGUUGAAGAUUAUGUAUCAAUGAGACAUAUAAUUGAUGGGAGCUGGUUUAUCCAGUCUGUGUGUCAGCAGUUAAAGGAGGGCUGUCUGAGGGGUGAGGACACCACCGCAAUCCUUCACCGUGUCAACAGUGAAGUAAGCCAGAAAGAGGGCUCCCGUAACCUAGGUAAAGCCAAGCAGAUGCCUGAAGUUAGGUUCACCCUGAGGAAGAAACUUGUGUUGUCGCCACAUCACAACUGAAGCUCCAUCUCCACAACAAAAGGGAAAUAAUUAGAGGCACUGCUUAGGCGAUGACAAGGACAAUGUAUGGGACAGACUCAAAGUUAACUACAGUGAUCAUGUUGGUUGUAAUGAAGGAAUAUAACACGCAGUGUAACAGUGUGGCUCACAGAUGUGUUCAAGGUUUCUGGACAAGUUCUGUUGUACAGAGACUGCACAGACAAUAUUUUUUAGUAGAAUAAAUUGUUGAUUUUUGA